This is a messenger RNA of Sphaeramia orbicularis (orbiculate cardinalfish), 408 nucleotides long. RefSeq names its product chromobox protein homolog 7-like. The transcript is spliced from 2 exons. The record is from RefSeq and is a predicted model, not a curated record. Lineage: Eukaryota; Metazoa; Chordata; Actinopteri; Kurtiformes; Apogonidae. The coding region runs from base 28 to 408 and encodes 126 amino acids.
UCUGUACGCCUCAAAUUACCCAGGACAAUGAGAAUUCACCCGUCGUUUCACGUCAGUCAAGUCAAGCCCGCAAAGGAGAGUCCGUUAGUCCCCCCCACCCAGCCACCUCCACCGCCCCGGAUCAUCGAUGGGGACCCAGCCUACACGGUGCGCCGGCUCAUUGCAGCCCGUCGUCGAGGGAGAGGGUUCCAGUACUUGGUGGACUGGGAGGGAUACGGCCCUGAAGAGCGUUCCUGGGUGCCCGCCUCCUACAUAUUGGACCCGGACCUGAUUCGGGAGUUCCAUCAGCGCCACCCGGAGGUUGGGGAUUCCGUUGGGGCUUUCCCGGCUCGGCCCAGCCGACCACCUGUCGUUACCACCCGCAGGCCAGACGUUUAUCCCCGGAACCAGAGGCUCCACAGGAAUUAA